This is a messenger RNA of Microdochium trichocladiopsis, 1165 nucleotides long. RefSeq lists its product as uncharacterized. Bases 224 to 880 code for a protein of 218 amino acids. NCBI's taxonomy places the organism in Eukaryota, Fungi, Ascomycota, Sordariomycetes, Xylariales, Microdochiaceae. The transcript has a single exon. The record is from RefSeq and is a predicted model, not a curated record.
GUUGACGUUCCCAGUUGAAGAUCUCACGAUACAAGCAUGUCAGGAUGCAUCGAAAAGGGAAACGCGUCGGAGCGGAAGGCGAGGCGCCAUCUCCCAUAAAUGGCAGGGAGUCUGUGGGUCGAUGCCCUUGGGGGGUCUGCUGGUCUGUCCAGGCGCAAAGAAUGCCGUGGUAUCAUCGCUUUGGGCUCUUGGUUGAUCGGGGAAUGAAGAUGAGACCUUCGGAAUGGCGCAAAGAAAGGUGAGACAUUGGCUAUCUAGUCGGCCCCCAAAGUCGCGAACAGUGUCUACCGCGAAAGGGGGGGCCAUGACAUGGUCGUCGGGGAUACAUACGAAGUUCUCUACCCAAGGAUUUGGCUCUCUGGACUUGGUUAUCAUGUGUUUUGAUUACCUGUCAUCUUCGUCACUAAACGAAAAAGAAUUACCGGAGUGCGCAGUGAUACGAAAAUCGAUGCGCGUACCAAGAGUGGACCCGUGUCGACUGUCGAACACACAUUCCAAGGGCACUGCAUUCAAUCGCGUGCACAGUGAUGGGCUGCGUGCGAAGGGGGGGGUCCAGUCCAGUGCUCCAGCAACCACAAGGCCGAUGACAAGCACCAGUCAAAAGGACACGAUCUGGCCGAGAACGAUCGAGUCACGGUGUUCCAUGGCAAAGCUCAAGCGACCAAGACCAUGGUUUGCAAAUCCGGAUGGCCGUCCCAGCACUGGGGCCGGCAGCAAAUUUCACAUGAGCUUUUCGUCCUCGUGCUCCUCUUCGUGUCCGUGUUCCCAGUACUUGAGCUUGUCAACGUUACCGCAGACUAGUGAUUAUGAUUACCGGUCAAUAGGUAUAGCCCACACCUGCGACUUCCUCCAUUGUGUAGAAAAUCAAAAAAGACAGUAGCAGAGGACUGGAUACUGAGCCAUGGUCAAGUGCUUGCCAUGCAGUUUUACAGGAUAAUCGUGAAUGGGUCGUCUUUCACCAAUUUCCCUGUGUUUCCUGCCUGCACAGCGGCAUUGAUCAUGACACUGCCGUUCGGCCUGACACCGCCCAGCAUGAGCCACUGCCACAAGAGAGCCUUGACGUUCAGCAACAGAAAGCGAAGUGCAUCAAUCCAGGCCAUAGAAGGGAUCAUGUCGUAGAUCGGACCGUGAGCCUGCCGCCCCAUGAACUUUUCGUACGCUCUUU